AUGACUUCCAACCCACUGAAUCCCUCUGAUCCCAGUAAUGUCUUUAAGCAGGAGAAAUCUCCAGAGCUUGCGUCUUCAUCCACGGGCCCUGGGUAUAAGUUGCGCUACAUCCUCAGUGGUCACAAACUGUCUAUAUCGUCAAUCAAGUUUAGUCCCGACGGUUCAUUCCUCGCGUCGGCCGGCUCAGACAAGUUGAUAAAACUUUGGGAUGCUCUCACUGGCCAAAUUGUCCACACUCUUCAAGGCCAUACCGAAGGUAUUUCUGAUAUCGCAUGGGCCAACGACAACGAAUACCUCGCUUCCGCGUCUGACGAUAAAACCAUUAAAAUUUGGAGUAUGGAGGAACGCAAAGAAGUCAAGACUCUCAUCGGACAUACUAACUUUGUGUUCUGUGUAAAUUACAAUCCCCACUCUAACCUCCUUGUCUCUGGGGGAUUCGAUGAAACUGUCCGAAUUUGGGAUAUCGCAAGAGGCAAGCCUCUGAAAGUCCUCCCAGCACAUUCAGACCCUGUAACUGCCGUCAGUUUCAAUCACGAUGGAACUUUGGUGGUUUCUUGCGCAAUGGAUGGGCUGAUCCGCAUAUGGGAUGCUGAAUCUGGUCAGUGUUUAAAAACCUUGGUGGACGACGAUAAUCCUAUCUGUUCACAUGUCAAGUUUUCUCCAAAUUCUAGAUUUGUAUUGGCCUCAACCCAAGACUCCACAAUACGAAUGUGGAAUUAUCAGACCUCAAAAUGCGUAAAAACGUAUACAGGACACGUCAAUAGGACAUAUUGCAUCCCUGCUUGCUUUAUCACCUCCAGCAGCAAAGGAAAGUACAUUGUCAGUGGCAGCGAAGACAACAAACUAUACAUCUGGGAUUUGCAGUCUCGCAAAGUUUUACAAAUUUUAGAAGGUCAUCGAGAUGUUGUUCUCGCUGUCGCUACGCAUCCCAUCAGAAAUAUCAUCGCAUCAGCCUCCAUGGAAAAAGACUUAUCCAUACGACUUUGGUUUGAUGAGUAA
Molecule: messenger RNA, 999 nt
Organism: Psilocybe cubensis
Lineage: Eukaryota; Fungi; Basidiomycota; Agaricomycetes; Agaricales; Agrocybaceae
Product: WD repeat-containing protein 5-like protein
Exons: 8
Coding region: 1-999 (332 amino acids)
Cellular component (GO): Set1C/COMPASS complex
Molecular function (GO): histone binding
Source: RefSeq, a predicted model, not a curated record